Messenger RNA from Hibiscus syriacus, 520 nucleotides. RefSeq names its product 40S ribosomal protein S2-3-like. Bases 1 to 492 code for a protein of 163 amino acids. Gene Ontology annotation, molecular function: structural constituent of ribosome; RNA binding. Lineage: Eukaryota; Viridiplantae; Streptophyta; Magnoliopsida; Malvales; Malvaceae. Gene Ontology annotation, biological process: translation. The record is from RefSeq and is a predicted model, not a curated record. The transcript is spliced from 4 exons. Gene Ontology annotation, cellular component: cytosolic small ribosomal subunit; ribosome.
AUGGGUAGGAAAAAUGGAAACGGACACGUAGGAUUGGGGGUGAAAUGCAGCAAAGAAGUAGCGACGGCUAUAAGAGGCGCCAUAAUAUUAGCCAAGCUAUCGGUGCUACCUGUGAGAAGAGGCUGCUGGGGGAAUAAGAUCGGAAAACAUCAUACGGUGCCGUGUAAGGUCACCGGAAUAUGUGGGUCGGUCUCUGUUAGGAUGUUUCCGGCUCCUAGAGGUGCAUGGAUUGUGGCUGCUAUGGUGCCCAAGAAGGUGCUUCAGUUUGCUGGGAUUGAAGAUGUUUUCACUUCUUCAAGGGGCUCCACCAAGACUGUUGGUAGCUUUGUCAAGACAAUCUUUGAGUGUCUUUUGAAAACUUAUGGUUUCUUGACUCCUGAUUUUUGGAAAGAGACUCGAUUCACGAGGUCUCCUUUCCAAGAGGAUACUGAUCUGUUGGGGAAGCCAUCGAAGACCCUUGCACUCGAAGACGUCGAGAGGGUGGAUGUAUGAUGUUUCUAGUCAUUAGUAUGUUAUGCCU